Messenger RNA from Penicillium vulpinum, 1311 nucleotides. Its product is annotated as MCT family MFS transporter. Gene Ontology annotation, molecular function: transmembrane transporter activity. The transcript has 2 exons. The coding region runs from base 1 to 1311 and encodes 436 amino acids. NCBI's taxonomy places the organism in Eukaryota, Fungi, Ascomycota, Eurotiomycetes, Eurotiales, Aspergillaceae. Gene Ontology annotation, biological process: transmembrane transport. Gene Ontology annotation, cellular component: fungal-type vacuole membrane. The record is from RefSeq and is a predicted model, not a curated record.
AUGGGGUCACUUAACUUGGAUAUAGAGCGAGAAGUGCUCGCUAAUACUUCGGUCACUUGCAAAGAAAAUGACAUCUCCAAUAUAUUAGACUCUCCGAAAGAAGAGCCCGAGUUGAUAUUCGAUACGGGGCUACAGACAUGGCUCCAAGCUUUAGGCUCAUUCUUUCUCUUCUUCAAUUCAUGGGGCAUUAUCAAUACAUGGGGUGCAUAUCAAACCUAUUAUGAGCGAGAAUUGCUCUCCGGUACUUCAUCAUCUACCAUUGCCUGGAUUGGAUCGCUACAGUCUUUCCUUCUGAUGAUGGUUGGAGUCAUUACAGGUCCAAUGUUUGACGCUGGUUAUUUUCGACCCCUCAUCAUCUUCGCUACCUUCCUAAUGCCCUUUGGCUUGAUGAUGACCAGCCUUGCCACACAAUACUGGCAACUGAUUCUUUCGCAGGGCCUUUGCAUGGGACUCGCAGCAGGCUGCCUUUUUGUACCCUCCGUUGCCAUCCUGCCACAGUACUUCCGCCGUAAGAGAGGCCUCGCCAACGGCUUGGCUGCCAGUGGCAGCAGUAUCGGUGGUGUCGUCUACCCAAUCAUGCUCGAUCAGUUGGAGAAGAAGGUCGGUUUUCCCUGGGCUACCCGAGCACUUGGGUUCGUCUGCUUCGGCACCAUGUGCAUUGCUAUUAGCAUCAUGCGCUCGCGCUUCCAGCCAGAGGAGAAGCGCAAGCUGUACCAGCUAUCUGCUUUCAAGGACCCGGCAUUUACUAUAUUCGCCAUUGCCAUGUUUAUAGGUUUCUUAGGUCUAUACAACUUCUUGUUCUAUGUGCAGUCAUACGCAAUAGACACAGGCAUUGUAGACGCCAAUCUAGGAUUCUACCUACUCUCCAUGCUAAAUGCCGCCUCGACCUUCGGCCGCAUUGCGCCCAACUUUCUCGCUGACCACGUUGGUCCUUUGAAUAUGCUCACACCAGCCGUGAGCAUCACUGCCAUCCUGGCCUUUGUCUGGAUCCGGGUUCACACCCUACCUGGAAUCAUCAUCCUUACCGUCUUGUACGGCUUCUUCUCGGGUGGAUUUGUGUCUCUGCCGCCUGUGGUUAUGGCAAGCAUGACUUCCGACGUGCGCAACCUGGGUACACGGUUGGGAAUGGUCUUUGCUAUCACUUCCAUAGGCCUGCUGAUCGGUACCCCCAUCGGCGGUGCAAUCCUGUCCAAUACAAACCAAUUCCUCGGGGUUCAGCUUUUCACCGCUUGCUGUCUCACUGCAGCUGCAGUUCUUAUGACCUCUGUGAGACUUCUGCGCUCGGGUCUUAAGUUUCAUGUUAAGGCCUAA